AUGAGCGAUAAACUGGUUUUUUCUAAAAUUAAUGACACUGAGAAAGAAAAUAUUGAGGGGGAUACUGAGCAAGCAACUUUUCUCCCAGAGAGCUUAAACCAAACGCUUGAUAACAAUACCUUUAAUAUGAGUUUUGUGAGUUGUAAUCCUCAAGAAAUUGAUAAAAUGGACACUGCUUCCAACCUUAACAUAAACAAUUGUGAUAAUUUAAGUGAUAAUAAUAUAAGUAAACCAUGUGAUAGUCAAAGUAUAUUGAAAAAAGUCAUAAUGCCCAAGAUAAUCAAGAAGAGGGGUCGUCCAAGGGGGGCUGAUUUAACUGUUAUUGGUUUAUCAAAAAAGAAAAGGUCAAAUUUAAAACCAAUUGAAUAUAUAAAAAGAAAUACCAAAGAAAAGGAGGAAAUACUAUUAAAUUUGAUAUUAAAUGAAAAUGCCAAAUAUAAUAAAUUAGUGUUUGUCCACAAUGAUAAACACAAAUAUUUAUUUGACGAAAAUGACAUUGUUACUACUUUGCCACACCCCUUAUAUGAUGAAAUUGUAGAUAUAGCCCUAAUUGCGUCCUAUUUUGAUGAGAAAACUUUAAAGAAAAUCCAUAAUAUCUUAAACUCCAAUGAGCCCAUAUGGCUGUGCAAUAUUUGCGAUAGUUUAAUUGAAACAAAAGAACAAUGCAUCAGAUAUCUAACGCAAUCUGAAGCUCGCAAAAUUCGCUCAAAACAAGGACUUUCUUGGACCUGCGAAAGCUGCAAUGCCAUUGGUAAUGAUAUAAAUAGUUUAAAAGCAGUAAUAAUUAGUCUUAAGGAUGAUCUACUUGAACUAAAAUCUAAGAACACUAUGGAUAAAUUUUCUUUUGAAGAUGUAAUUUAUGAAAUUCAUGAAAGGGAGAAAAGAAAAUCAAAUAUUGUGAUAUUUAAUGUGGCUGAAAGCCAAUCAGUUACCACUGCUAAUAAAAUUAAGGAUGAUAAAGCUACUACUGAGAAUAUUUUGACUAAUCUUUCUAUUAAUAUUAAUAUUGGCGACUGUAACAGACACAAAAAGUUGUCUUCAACUUUGAAAUCCACUGCAGUUCUUACAACAAGAGCCAUGUGUUUAGUGGUAGACCGAUCUGUACUCUCAUCAGCUAUCAAUGAGAAUUUUUUUUUGCAAUAG
Messenger RNA from Brassicogethes aeneus, 1143 nucleotides. The record is from the annotation of a GenBank genome assembly. NCBI's taxonomy places the organism in Eukaryota, Metazoa, Arthropoda, Insecta, Coleoptera, Nitidulidae.